Jaculus jaculus (lesser Egyptian jerboa) is the source of this 809-nucleotide messenger RNA. RefSeq names its product brain expressed X-linked 4 (gene Bex4). Lineage: Eukaryota; Metazoa; Chordata; Mammalia; Rodentia; Dipodidae. The transcript has 3 exons. Bases 223 to 585 code for a protein of 120 amino acids. Gene Ontology annotation, cellular component: cytoplasm; nucleus. The record is from RefSeq and is a predicted model, not a curated record.
GCUGGAGUGUGGUGUCUCGCCGCCUCCGUCGCUCCCUCUCUGGCGGGGCACCUGCUGCUGCUGCUGCUGCCGGCGCAGAGGGCGCGCAGGCCGGGGGCGGUCGGGACCAGGCGGUGGCCGGCCGAAGAGGAGCCGCUGUCUGCAGGUCGCCUGGCCGACAGUCGCGGCGACGCACCUGGGGCGGAGAAUCAGCUGGAGGAGGCAAGGAUAGGCCCAGGAGUAAUGGAGUCCAAAGAAGAACAAGCAGUGAAACAUCUCAAUGUGAAAAAUGCUGUAAAAGACAACGAAGGAGGGGAGAUAGCCUCCAUGCAAAAUGAAGAAGAAUCUCACCACUUGGGAGGGGUAGAAAGACAGAAACCUCAGGGAAAUGUCGGGCUAGGACGAGUCAGACGACUUGUCCCUAAUUUUCAAUGGGCUAUACUUAAUAGCCGUGUUGAACACCAUGAAGUAGGAGAUAAUGUAGGAAGGUUUGUAGGGCAGGUGGUGAAAAUCAAGAGAAAGACUAGAGAGCCACAGAUGAGGCCUUACAUGUGCUUCCAAACACGAGAACCUGACAAUCAUCAUGACUUUUGCCUCAUGCCUUGAAACCUAAGGUUUUCCCUGAAACUCAUGAAGUGACUGCUGAUUUGCAAGCUUGUGUCUUAGUAAUUUACUUUGGAAACUUUCUGUUUCCCUUAAGAGCUUCUGGGAGAAAAACUUUGUUGUUUCUUUCUAACAGUUACAGUCAGCGGGGCAGCUUUAUCUACCUUAGAGAAAAUACUCAUCAUUUGAACUUAAUAAAGUGGUUUAAAACCAAUACAUAUUCGUCA